This is a messenger RNA of Penicillium lagena, 195 nucleotides long. RefSeq lists its product as uncharacterized. The coding region runs from base 1 to 195 and encodes 64 amino acids. Lineage: Eukaryota; Fungi; Ascomycota; Eurotiomycetes; Eurotiales; Aspergillaceae. The transcript is spliced from 2 exons. The record is from RefSeq and is a predicted model, not a curated record.
AUGAGUAAGACAACGCCUACCUAUAGUACCAAAGAGCUCAACUUCGCCAAGGAGCAACAGAGUUCGACAAUUUUGAUACGUCUCAAAAGCUACUUGGAACGCGUUCAGAAGGAAUGGAGACCCCUUCUACUCGCUAAGGAGAAUCUGGAUGAUGAGUACAACUUCCCACCAGGCAGACUGUUUGAUCGUCCAUGA